UAUUCAUCUUUCACGCGAUUCGAGGUCGUCGCUUCGACCUGGCUCAACUUGAAUUUUUUCACGGCUUGGGAUGAGAUAUCACUUACACGAUUUGGCUUUGCAGAUCAUUUAACUGACACUUUUCCGCGUGAUUGCUUUUGGAGAUCCAUAAGCAAAAUGUUGGCUGAGGAGAGCUCUUCUAGUGAAGGCAGCAUGGUGGGUCUCAUGUGCGUCGAUGGCGUUAUCCUGGCCACCAAUUCAAGGGAACAUGCUCUUUACCACUUGGAUGAACGCAUCUACUGUUGUGCCCCUCGAUCUGGAUUAAAUCGCGAUUUAAUUCUGUCAGUGGGCGCCGUGGUGGAUUAUCAAUCCCGCGUUUGGGGAUUCAAAUUAAUGGUGGCCCAAGUGCGGGAUAUAUUGUGCCGGAAGUACGAAGAUGUUGAAUCGGUGGACGUUAUAAUAGCUGGGCAGGAUGACAAGGGUCUUCAUGUCUUCAGUUUGAAGCCGCAUGGCAAAUGGAAGAACGUGAUUUACACAGCAAAAGGCAAGGAAGCAAAUAAUAUUAUAACUUUUUUGGCCAAGAACUGGAACGUGCAGUUGAAACUCCAAAAGGCUGAGAAGCUAGCUCUAAAGUCAUUGAACUUAAAGGAGAAUGACUACCGGGAUGUGUGCGUUAUCUAUAAAGUUGUAAACAGUCGGAUUGAGGAGGAACCACAUAUGGAAGUAGAUCCAGUCAACGUGGAUCCAGUCGCCGAUUUGGAAAGCGAGUCCGACUGAUCGUAGAACAGAAACUGGUAGAUAAUUAAUCGAAUCAUUCCCUUUUAACGUUGAAAUAAAUGAAUUGUUGAUGCUCGACUGCCUCCC
This is a messenger RNA of Drosophila ficusphila, 843 nucleotides long. It is a transcript of the gene yip3, whose product is annotated as proteasome subunit beta type-2. NCBI's taxonomy places the organism in Eukaryota, Metazoa, Arthropoda, Insecta, Diptera, Drosophilidae. Bases 157 to 756 code for a protein of 199 amino acids. The record is from RefSeq and is a predicted model, not a curated record. The transcript is spliced from 3 exons. Gene Ontology annotation, cellular component: proteasome core complex.